GUAAGUCCGCUGGUCAAAAGAUCGUUGAGCCCGCAGGUUCAACUAUCCUAAACUUUUCUGCUUUUCUAUUCUGUUAUGUAGUUUUAUUCCUAAAAUACCCGUCAUUAUGAAUGACUCAGAGCUAUUCAGUGAAGGAAACGAGGCAUUUGUUGACGAGAAUUAUCAACUUGCUCUUCAGAAAUAUACGAAUGCUAUUGAGCUGAAUGGAUUUAACCCAAAAUAUUACGUGAAAAGAGCAACAACAUACUUCAAGCUUGGUAAUUUCAGAGAUGCAUGUACAGAUGCUAAUGUUGCCAUAGACCUGGACUCAAAGAAUAUCAAAGCUCAUCUAAGAAAAGGAGUAUCUCUUUUCCAUCUGGGUGAAUUUGCUGAUGCAAAGCAAGCAUUUGAACAAGGACUGCAAAUAGACAAUGAAAAUAUAGAAAUGAAAACUUGGCUCUCAAAGUGUAAUUCAGAGCUGGGCAUCAAAGACAGUAUCCCUGAGAAAAAGCAAGAAAGAGUUGAACCAGCUGGAGAGGAGUCUCCAAAUAUCUCAGCAAAACAAGAUACAGAAGGAAAAGAAGGACAGGAGGAAGAUAUUAAAAAGAAACAGGAAGAGCAAAAAAUACAUGUUAGACAUGACUGGUACCAAACAGACACUCAAGUAGUGGUUGCAUUGAUGAUCAAGAAUUGCCAUGCACAGAAUGUCAAUAUUUCUUACCAUGAACAAGCAUUAUCAGGUACUGUUAACAUUCCUACUGGGGGAGAAUACAAGCUGGAUUUUAACUUGGCACAUCCAAUCAAUGUCAAGGAAUGUAAAACACGAAUUCUGCAGUCCAAGAUUGAGUUAAAGCUCAAGAAAGCACAAGCCAUCCACUGGACAACACUAGAAAAAACCUCUGAAGCCACCAAAGUGAAGAGUUUUCCAACAGCAACCACAUUACCAACAGCAUCCACAUCAGAAUCAAAAGAAAGUAUUGAUAUCGUUCACCAGUAUCCGUCAUCACGCCAUGUUGUUAAGGACUGGGACCGUCUAGCAGCCGACAUCACUAAAGAUGACGAUGAUGAAAAACAGGAAGGUGAAGCCGCUCUGUCGGCACUCUUUCAAAAAAUCUAUGGUGACGGUGGAGAUGCAGUGAAGAAAGCCAUGAAUAAAUCUUUUAUAGAGUCAGGUGGUACGGUACUGAGCACAAACUGGGAGGAAGUGCAGAAAUCAAAAGUGGAAAGAAAACCACCAGAUGGGAUGGAAUGGAAAUCAUGGGAACAUUGAGUAACAUCUGUCAAUCUCUGCUGGUCAAGAAUGCUUCAAUGCACUACAUUGGCUUCCUUGUGCUACAUGUACAUUACAGAACUUUGAAUAAAAUCAGUUGUGAACAUUGUUAACUUCAAUGAGAUUGUUAGUAAUAUGGUUAGCUACAGGACAGCUUUUUAUUACAAGAAAAUCAGUAAAAACUAUACAAUUUCCCUCCAGCUUCUGUAACUUGACUGUUUUAACGUAUCAUGACUACAGCAUUGUUUCUGUAAUUUCAAGCCUGCUAUUGUAUUGAGAUCUAGACUGUCUAGUAUCUAAGAACAGUAGUAUUAAAAAUAAAAUUAUUCAGUGUU
Molecule: messenger RNA, 1584 nt
Organism: Actinia tenebrosa (Australian red waratah sea anemone)
Lineage: Eukaryota; Metazoa; Cnidaria; Anthozoa; Actiniaria; Actiniidae
Product: protein SGT1 homolog
Molecular function (GO): protein-folding chaperone binding
Source: RefSeq, a predicted model, not a curated record